AUGAAAGUGAACGUGCCCUCAUCCUCCUCUUCCUUGUUCGUCGUCUUCCUCCUUGCGCUUCUAGCCUCAGCAGCCACCCACACGGAGGUGCAAGCAGACCGCAUCGACCCACUGCUUCCUUUCUGCAAGACCAUCAGCAGUGGGAGCCACGACGACCGGAGCCGCGACGCCGGGGGCUACAGCGCCCUCUCCAUCAUCGCCAUCGACCUCCUGGCGGCCAACGCCACCAGCACUGGGGCAAAGAUCGGCGGCCUGCUCAAGAAAGCCGGCGGCGGCAAGUAUGAUGCAACGACGAUGUACCUGCAGUCAUGCCAAUCGGUGUACACCAGCAUAGUGGGUUUGAUGCCUGGUUGCGCCGCCGCAAUCAAGGGCGGCGAGUUCGAUCGGGCGGCGUUGAUCUUGGAGAGAGCGGCAGGCGCGGUCAAGGGGUGCGAGGAACUGUUCCGCGACCACAAUUUGACGUCGCCAUCGACGGUGGAGGAUGACUCCGCCUUCAAGCUGGCCAAGCUUGCUGUGGCCCUGAUUGGUGCCGCUAGCUGA
Messenger RNA from Panicum virgatum (switchgrass), 540 nucleotides. RefSeq lists its product as uncharacterized. The coding region runs from base 1 to 540 and encodes 179 amino acids. Gene Ontology annotation, molecular function: enzyme inhibitor activity. The transcript has a single exon. The record is from RefSeq and is a predicted model, not a curated record. NCBI's taxonomy places the organism in Eukaryota, Viridiplantae, Streptophyta, Magnoliopsida, Poales, Poaceae.